GAAAGAAGAAAGUAUGAUACGCGCUGCGCGAGGGCGGUUUUGUUCCACGCUAUAAGGAGGGACGGAACACGACGCGCGGCACUUUGGACCGAGCCAUGGCGGGUGCAGCGAUCCUGGCUGUCGUCAUACUCGCGGGCGCUACCGUCUCCAGCGCCCAGCUGCGCGACUAUAGGCUGCAGAACCUGGACCUCAUUAGGAUCCUCACGCAGAAGCCCUGGCACCGCUAUGACGAGGAGCUUCAUCCACGGUACACGGAAGAUGAGGAUUCGAGGAUCUACUCCGAUGACUUCGUUAAAGCCGGUUCGGACAAGAGGUCGGCAGUGGCGACGGCGCUGAACGGCGGGCGGCGGCGGCGGCAACCCGCGCCCGCGCUCGGUGUGCUGAACGACGUGGGGACAUUCUUCGACUCUCUGCGCGACAACCUGGAGACCCUGGCGUCCCUGUCGCCGCAGCAGCGCUCCACGCUGUUCCAGGACCCACCCUCUGUAGUGCAGACUACUUAUACUGGUGGCAGCGGCGGUGGCAGCGGCAUCAGGAAACUCCACGCACUCAGACCACUCCGACCUACGGGAAACAUUAGAUCUUACAACCGCAGAUCGGAUGUGGAGGCGUAUGGCUACCCGGGGGCAAACCACCAUGACCCGGGGCUGCUGUGGACCGGCCUGGGCCGGUAGACCGGAGGGCCAGAAGGACCAGAAAGACCAGAAAGACCGAGAAGACCGGAGACGCGUAGCGUGUCCCGACCAACUCUCGAUUUCGGAAAUAGAAUUGCUCUUUUUAAUCUGCACCCAAUCUAACAUAGAUUAUCAUAAAUGUAUAGACAAUUUUCACAAGCUAAAUCAAUUGUAUAACUUAAAUGUAGAGCGACACAAAACUAAACAUCCAACAAGAUUGUUCGGCUAUUACUGAUGUUAUCGAUGUAUUUUUGAAUUUUUUAAAAUCUGAAUUGAAAAUGUAAAACAGUAAACUGUAACACUUCGGCAUUAAAAUGAUUAGAAUGAGAGAUGUAGCUAAAC
Molecule: messenger RNA, 1016 nt
Organism: Aricia agestis (brown argus)
Lineage: Eukaryota; Metazoa; Arthropoda; Insecta; Lepidoptera; Lycaenidae
Exons: 7
Coding region: 96-674 (192 amino acids)
Source: RefSeq, a predicted model, not a curated record